GAAUAACAAUAUCGUUUGUUUUCUUACGUGUUUUCUUUUAUAGUGCGCAAUGGCUGCUAUCAGAUCUGUUUUACUGCUGGCAUUCAAUAUGGUUCAAUCAGGAGAAAAAUAAAAGCCUCAAAGUGCGAGUUAUCUCAUAAUUUAAUGUUUUUCACACAAUGGAUAAUCAUCGAAGGAAGCCCUUGAAUUGGCUGCAUAACUUUAACAUAAGCGAGACUCGGAAGUAUAAAGGAUACACUAUCUAUAAAAUUACCUCCAUUGUUUUCCCACGUCACCUGCCGGAGGCCCUAAUUAGUGUGACACGUUGGAAACGGUUUAGCGACAUUAAAAAGUUGUACAAAGAGCUCGCCCGUAAACAUCGGGACCGUCAUCUUGCUGGAAAAGUUCCCACGCUGUCGGAAAAAACCUACUUUAAACGAUUCGAUCCCAGAAUUAUCGAGGAACGCAAAAACUACAUCCUCGAGCUGUUGGACUUUGUCGGCAAGGAACCGGUUCUGUAUCAAUCGUAUGCAUUUAUAAAAUUUUUCGAACAAGGCAUUUCACCGGAGGGCACGCCGGUGAAGGGUGGAAAUAUUGCCGCCAUCUGUGAAGAUCUGGACAUCCCCGUGCCGAAGGAGAUCGAGUUGGUGGAUCCUAGCAGAGAUGGGAGUGGCGCACCGGAAGAGGUUGAUGAAGGUGGGGAGGAUAUUUUGAGUGUUCACGUGGAAUCGUUGCAGUCCGGGAAUGGUUCAAUGGAAAACUCGACGCAUUCGCUAGCGAGUGAAGAAAGUGAUGGGUCGGAAGUGGUGGAUGGUAAGGUUGAAGCUUUGGAGUCAGCAGACGGUUCUCCGUCCGAGGAAGAUCCUUCGGCGGAUUAUAUUGUUCAAGCUGCUAUUAUAUUUAGUCGGGCCAUGGAAGCGGAAGCUAACGGAGACUAUAAAGUUGCCUUUGAAGAGUACAAGGCUGGUAUCUAUCGGUUGCUUUCGGGGGCAAAAAGCGAUACAAAUCUGACACGGAAACAAAUGGCUAAAGAGAAGACUUGCAAAUAUGUUAUCCGGGCGGAGGAGAUUUACGAACGGUACCUGCUGUAUCAAGAGGAUGAUGAAAUUCUUAAGUUGAGUCCAAUUUCGUUGGACGGCCCAAUGUCUCCUAUUGAGCUGCUGGAAAGGCCACUAAACUACCUGUCCCGAUACAAAGUGGUACAAGUUAUUGAAGGACGCAUAAUGCAGGUUCAAGAUGUAACAGAUAAAAAGUUUUAUAUAAUGAAGGGUAUUCGGAAGCCACCGGGUGGCUUUUCACAGGCGAUGUUUCCACAAGAUGUUCCCUAUAUGGUUCCAUUGGCAGCAUACUUCCAAUCAGAAUCUAGCGUUUUUCUGUUACUUAAACUAAUUUGUGGGGGGAAAUUGUGGGAUUAUAUCUCGAGUUACAGGAAGUCGAAAGAUCUUAUUGUCGAAAAUGAUGUAGAGAAUAUUGAAGAGCAGCGAAAUACCUCCGAUCUGGAGGCUAAAACGUUGGAAUCUUCUAACGAAUCUGAUUCCAGUCAAACCACUGGUUAUGACUCUGGCUUUAUUGAUCUCCUAAAUGAUUAUAACAGUAAAAAGACAUGUAGCGAAGAAACUAAUGUUAAAAAGACUGAUCGAAUAACGGAAGAGGUGUCGGAGGAUGCCCUAGAGGCGAUCGAUGAAGUAGAUCGCGUCGAGCCGGAAGGAGGUGAAGAGUUUGCUCCAUCAUUUGACGUCCUUUCGAAGGACAUGGAAGUCAGCGAUUUAGUAAACUGCAGCCAACAGUUGCUAAAGGCGGUUUCACAAACCUUGGAACAGGUUCAAACACAACCAACUGAUCUGUUGGAAAUCUCAGAUGUACCGGAGAAGCUUGAGGCAUCCGAUACAGAGCUUCCGAGGCGUCCUCGGAUAGAUACUAGUCAGUUAGAAUUAAGGAAACAAGAGGCGGAUGGGUGCGAACCGGAUCCGUUACCGGAAGGAUGCGUUAAACGAUGGAUUAGCGAGUUAAUUAUCGCAGUUGAUGCGCUUCAUUUCAACGGAAUUAUUUGCGGAGACCUAACAAUGGACAACCUUCUGCUCGGUGCGGAAGGGCAACUCAUGUUGACUUACUUCUAUCGAAAGGGAAAGUUUCCGAAUGCUGCAACACUGACGACCAUGCUGCGACAGGAUGCGGUCCAGCGGUUGUACGUUGCCCCGGAGAGACCACUGCAGGCUAAGUCUGAUUUUUGGUCUGUCGGCGUAAUUCUGUACGAAAUGCUCACGCGAAAGAGCUUUCAGUCUUGUCAUCCGGCUGGAAUAUUUUGCUAUCAUGAGAUUCAGUAUCCGGAGGAUGUCGAUGUUUCGGAAGAGGCUAAGGAGCUGCUCGAUGGGCUUCUCCAACCAUUGCCGGAGCACCGUUUCGACUUCAAAGAAAUUAUUGCAAGUGCAUUUUUCCACUCGAUCGAUUGGAGCGAUGUAAAACAAGCAGGGCACGCCUAAGCUAGAGUUAGAGCGCAAUAGAAUGUAACCAAGUCACGUACUACUAAACUACCACAAUAAGAAUUCAGUGCAAACGAUCGUAGUUAAAUGUUUAGUCAGUUUGAAAAGUAGUAAGCAUCUGUUAUUUAAAAUAUUACUGUAUCGUCGACCAGUUUUUCGUGCUAU
Messenger RNA from Sabethes cyaneus, 2624 nucleotides. Its product is annotated as ribosomal protein S6 kinase delta-1. The coding region runs from base 159 to 2459 and encodes 766 amino acids. NCBI's taxonomy places the organism in Eukaryota, Metazoa, Arthropoda, Insecta, Diptera, Culicidae. The transcript is spliced from 5 exons. The record is from RefSeq and is a predicted model, not a curated record. Gene Ontology annotation, molecular function: phosphatidylinositol binding; protein kinase activity; ATP binding. Gene Ontology annotation, biological process: protein phosphorylation.